AUGUUUCAAAGGCUGGGAGCCAUUGCCCGCAAGGCCCAGGAGGCACAGGCAGCCAUCAGUGCGAUGGAGAAUAAGGAUGUCCCCAAGGCCAGUAAGAACAAGAUCAAUGGCGAGUCGAUGAAGUACCAUGUGGAAGCUGAGUACGAUGAUCUUGCCGACCAUGAUAUUGACGACUUGCUCGACUUCAUUGAGGUGAAGCUGGAGAGUCUUUACCUCCAGGACAAAGAGGAGCAGCAGCACACAAAGAACACCGACCUGGAGGCAAAGUUGCAGAGCUUUAACCUCCAGGAUAAGGAGAAGCAGCACAAUGCCUCUCAGCUCGAGGCAAAGUUGAAGAUUCUCAACCUCCAGGACAAGGAGGCGCACACUGCUCCUCAGCUGGAACUGGAGAACACCAGCCUGAAGACAGAGGAUAGCGUCGUCCCCAAGAAGAAUAAGAACAAGAACAAGAAGAAGAACAAGAAGCAGAAGAAGGUCGACGCUUGCAAAGCAAAGAAGGAGGGCGCUCAGGAGACCAAGAACGAGGGCGACAACCUCAAGGUCAAGGAGGAGAGCACUGUUGGCGAGAUUAAAGCCAAGGGUCCCGAGGCGAAGGAGGACGCCCACAAGAUCAAGACCAACAUCGCCUCAAAGUCCCAGGACGACGACGGCGGCGGUGUCCUUGCCAAGACGGAGGAGAGAUCCGCUUCCCGGACCAAGGCGGAGAAGAAAGCCGAGGACAAGGCCAACUUCUUCAAGCAGUGGGACGAGUACUUUGGCAAGAGAGAGCUCGCCGACUGGCAGCGCCUCUGCCGCGACCUCGGCCUCCCCGACGACUUGCCCAGCAGAACCCAAUGCUGCAAGGCCAUGAGCAAGGUCCACGUCAACAUCAGACAGUUUCUCAGCGUCACGGACCGCCCCGCCGAGGUCAAGGUCUUCAAGAGCGUGCACCAGCUGGCUUACUACACCCGCAAGAACGGCCUGUGGAUGCCCAAGAAGGACUUCCCCAAGGGAGACCCCCUCGGCAAGCUCCGUCGGGAGAUCAACAGGUGCCUCUACUAAGUU
Molecule: messenger RNA, 1044 nt
Organism: Colletotrichum destructivum
Lineage: Eukaryota; Fungi; Ascomycota; Sordariomycetes; Glomerellales; Glomerellaceae
Exons: 2
Coding region: 1-1041 (346 amino acids)
Source: RefSeq, a predicted model, not a curated record